Messenger RNA from Cannabis sativa, 1638 nucleotides. RefSeq lists its product as uncharacterized. The transcript is spliced from 8 exons. Lineage: Eukaryota; Viridiplantae; Streptophyta; Magnoliopsida; Rosales; Cannabaceae. The record is from RefSeq and is a predicted model, not a curated record. The coding region runs from base 1 to 1638 and encodes 545 amino acids.
AUGACUCGCUUAACUGAAAAAAUUAUUGAGCACAGUAUUGAAUCAAGCUCUUUUGGAAGACAAUUAUACAUACUUGAUAUUUUUGUCAAUAGGCAAAUUGUGCAUCAAAUAGCUUAUGAGAGUGAUGUCAUUUGUUUUGAUCAACUUAAGAUGAAUAGAAAAGCAUUUAGCACUUUAUGCAUAAUGCUUGAAACUAGGGGUGGGUUAAAAGCAUCUAACUAUUUACAAGUAGAUGAACAAGUGGCUAUAUUUUUAAAUGUAAUUGCUCAUCAUGUGAAAAACAGAGUCGUUAGAUUUCGAUUUAUGAGAUCGGGUGAGACUAUUUGUAAAUAUUUUCAUAAUGUGUUACAUUCAAUCAUUUGGCUACAUGAAGAGUUAUUGAAAAGAUCUGAAUCUGUUCUUGAAAAUUCAACAGAUGAGAGGUUGAAAUGGUUCAAGAAUUGCUUAGGAGCACUCGAUGGAACUCAUAUUAGAGUGAGAGUACCUAGGAAUGAUAAACCAAAAUAUCGUACUCAAAAAGGUUAUUAUUACCUUGUAGAUGCUGGAUAUACUUAUUGUAAGGGAUUUCUUGCUCCAUAUCGAGGCCAACGUUAUCACCUCAACCAAUGGGAAGAUGGAAAUCCUCCUAAAAAUCCACAAGAAUUUUUUAAUAUGAAGCAUCCAUCUGCUAGGAAUGCCAUUGAGAGAUGUUUUGGUACAAUUAAGAAUCGAUGGGAAAUUCUUAGGAAGAAUGAGAUUAACAGUCGAGAUGAAGAAGAUGUUGAUGGAUCCAUAAGAAGUAUUCAAGCUUCUGAAGAGUGGACAACGUUUAGAAAUAAUUUAGCACAUGAGAUCAUGGAGACUUCAAAAGGAAGAGGUCCAGGACAAAAUAAAAGAUUUUGGAGUGAAGAUGAAGACAAAUACUUGAUUGAAUCACUUAUGGAGCUAAAUAAUGAAGGAAAGUUUAAAGCUAAAGGAAACUUCAAGCCAGGUUAUCUUAGAGCUAUUGAGAUGAAACUAAAAGACGGGUUUGGAUGGGACAGUAAUAGAAAAAUUGUAAUUGCAGAAAAAUCAGUGUGGGAAGCAUAUUUGCAGAGUCAUAAGGAAGCAGCCCCAUUCAAGAUCAAGUCAUUCCCUUGGUAUGACGACUUGUGUGCAGUUUUUGGCAAAGAUCGUGCAACUGGAAAACAUGCAGAGACUGUAACAGAUGUUGUUGAAGAACUUGAAGCUAAAAAGGAAAACACUACACUUGGAGAAGAUGAUUUCAGCAAUGCUAAUAAUGUGGAUGAAGUGGAAUCUAUGUCUGUUUCAGAUGCAACAAGAGGUGCUCAAUCUCACACUCAAUCAGAUGGGUCUUCAAAGAAGAAAAGGAAAGUUGCAAAUCAUGAAGAACUUUCAAAUGCACUUACACAAUCAGCUUGUAUUAUCGCAGAGGUAAUUGAAAAAGCUUCAAUUCGUUUGAGUAAAGCUAUUGGCUUGAAUGAAAAGCAUAUGCAGCUCGAGAAAGAGUUAGAAAGGACCACUACACUUACUACAGCUCAACGUCAUAAGGUAGAUCGCAUGAUUAUGCAAGAUAAUGCUUUGGUUUCUUACAUUUUCAGUGUCCCAGAUGAUGAGAAGGAUGAAUUGGCGAGAGUUCUUUUUAAUAGCUCUCUUUAG